This is a messenger RNA of Echinops telfairi (small Madagascar hedgehog), 2715 nucleotides long. It is a transcript of the gene PLG, whose product is annotated as plasminogen. Gene Ontology annotation, biological process: proteolysis. NCBI's taxonomy places the organism in Eukaryota, Metazoa, Chordata, Mammalia, Afrosoricida, Tenrecidae. The transcript has 19 exons. The record is from RefSeq and is a predicted model, not a curated record. Gene Ontology annotation, molecular function: serine-type endopeptidase activity; signaling receptor binding. Gene Ontology annotation, cellular component: extrinsic component of plasma membrane. The coding region runs from base 52 to 2481 and encodes 809 amino acids.
ACAUUUCGGCAUUGGGACACAGUUUUCUGGGCACUGCUGGCCAGUCCCAAAAUGGAGCAGAAGACAGUGGUCCUUCUACUUCUUUUGUUUCUACAGUCAGGUCAAGGAGACCCCCUGGAUGGCUAUGUAAAUACUGAGGGGGCUUCUCUGUUCAGUGGCACAAAGAAGCAGCUCAGAGCAGGAAGUGUGGAUGAGUGUGCAAAGACAUGUGAGGAGGAACUCGAAUUUGUCUGCAGGUCAUUCCAGUUCCACAGGAAGGAGCAACAAUGCGUGAUAAUGGCUGAAAACAGCAAGUCUUCCACCGUCCUCAGGAGGAGAGACGUCGUUUUAUUUGAAAAGAAAGUCUAUCUUUCAGAAUGCAAGACUGGCAACGGAAGGAACUACAGGGGCACCAUGGCCAAGACCAGAUCUGGGGUGACCUGCCAGAAGUGGAGCGAUACCACCCCUCACAUACCCAACUACACCCCGGGAAAAUACCCUUCCGAGGGCCUGGAGGAGAACUACUGCCGGAACCCAGACAACGACGUGGAGGGGCCCUGGUGCUACACCACCAACCCAGUGCUCAGAUUCCAAUACUGUGACAUCCCUGAGUGCGAAGAGGAAUGCAUGCAUUGUAGUGGAGAAAAUUACCAGGGCAAAAUUUCCAGGACCAUGUCCGGACUUGACUGCCAGGCCUGGGACUCGCAGAGCCCGCAUGCUCAUGGGUACAUUCCCUCCAAAUUCCCCAGAAAGAACCUGAAGAUGAACUAUUGCCGGAACCCUGAUGGGGAGCCCCGCCCCUGGUGCUUCACCACGGACCCCAACAAGCGCUGGGAGUUCUGUAACAUCUCCCGCUGCACAACACCCCCACCAUCGUCCGGCCCGACCUAUCAGUGUCUGAAUGGAAGAGGUGAAAACUACCGAGGGAAUGUGGCGGUGACCGUAUCCGGGCUCACCUGUCAGCACUGGAGUGCACAGACUCCUCAUAAACAUGACAGGACCCCGGAUAACUUUCCCUGCAAAAAUCUGGAUGAAAACUAUUGCCGUAACCCGGAUGGAGAAACUUCCCCUUGGUGCUACACAACGAGUAGUGAAACCAGGUGGGAAUACUGCAAGAUACCAGCCUGUGAGCCAUCUGCAUCGUUCACAGAGAUAAUAAUGCCUCCCGAGCAGACGCCUGUGGUCCAGGAAUGCUACCAGGGCAACGGGCAGAGUUAUCGAGGUACUUCAUCCACCACGAUCACAGGGAAGAAGUGUCAACCUUGGUCAUCGAUGUCACCACACCAGCAUAAGAAGACCCCAGAAAACUUCCCAAAUGCCGACUUGAUCAUGAACUACUGCAGGAAUCCAGAUGCAGAUGAAAAACCCUGGUGCUUUACCAUUGACCCUGAAGUCCGAUGGGAGUACUGCAAUCUGAAGAAAUGCUCAGAGACAGGAGGGAGUGUGCCAGUCAUUCCUUUAGUGCCCCAGCUGCCAAAUGUCCAGGCUCCUGCAGAAGAACCAGACUGCAUGUUUGGCAAUGGCAAAAGUUAUCGUGGCAAGAAGGCGACCACGGCUACGGGCACCCCGUGCCAGGCGUGGGCAGCCAAGGAGCCCCACCAGCACACCAUUUUCACUCCGGAGACAAAUCCGCGGGCAGGGCUGGAGAAAAACUACUGCCGCAACCCCGAUGGUGAUGUCAAUGGUCCUUGGUGCUACACAACGAACCCACGGAAGCUUUUUGACUACUGUGAUGUUCCUCUGUGUGCAACCUCCUCCUUAUAUGACUGCGGGAAGCCCAAGGUGGAACCCAAGAAAUGUCCUGGAAGGGUGGUAGGUGGGUGUGUGGCCAAUCCGCAUUCCUGGCCCUGGCAAGUCAGUCUCCGGACAAGGUUUGGAACGCACUUCUGUGGAGGCACUUUACUGGCCCCACAGUGGGUUUUGACGGCUGCCCACUGCUUGGAAAGGUCCCCCAGGGCAUCCUCCUACAAGGUCAUCCUGGGCGCACACCGAGAAGUGAAUCUGGAAGCCGAUGUUCAAGACAUUGAAGUUUCUCGGCUGUUCUUGGAGCCUACACGAUCAGAUAUUGCCUUGCUGAAGCUAAGCAGGCCAGCCAUCAUCACGGACAAAGUCAUCCCAGCUUGUCUGCCUCCCACAAAUUAUGUGGUGGCUGACCGGACAGAAUGCUACAUCACCGGCUGGGGUGAGACAAAAGGCACUUUCGGGGCCGGCCUUCUCAAAGAAGCUCAGCUCCCCGUGAUUGAGAAUAAAGUGUGUAAUCGCUAUGAGUAUCUGAACGGAAGAGUUAAGACCAGUGAGCUCUGUGCUGGGCUAUUGACCGGAGGGGCGGACAGCUGCCAGGGUGACAGUGGAGGACCUCUGGUUUGCUUCGAGAAGGACAAAUACGUCUUACAAGGAGUCACUUCCUGGGGUCUGGGCUGUGCAAGGCCCAACAAGCCUGGGGUUUAUGUCCGUGUGUCCAGGUUUGUCUCGUGGAUUGAUGAAGUGAUGAAGAAUAAUUAACUGGAUGGGAGACAGGCAGGCAUCAACUACUCUGGAACCUGGAACACGUGAGGGGAUCGCCUGUGUUCAGAAAUAAUCAAUAGUAAUUAAAGUCAGACCCUGUCUAUUGCUACCAUUGAUUGCUACACCUCUACAUUUUUUAUAUAUUACUAGGGAUCAAGUUCCUCGUCAAUGGGCUGCCGGGAAGGAAGCACAGGUGUGGCCUCUGUUGAAAAUAAACCAAACUGACCUUGA